Molecule: messenger RNA, 723 nt
Organism: Aspergillus homomorphus CBS 101889
Lineage: Eukaryota; Fungi; Ascomycota; Eurotiomycetes; Eurotiales; Aspergillaceae
Product: sulfotransferase family protein
Exons: 3
Coding region: 1-723 (240 amino acids)
Source: RefSeq, a predicted model, not a curated record
AUGGGCCAAACCGCCUCGACCCCAAAUCCAGAUACACAGCUCCAGGUGAUAGGAGCCGCACUCCUUCGCACGGGGAGAGCAUCCUUCAGCCUCGCCCUUUCCAUCCUCAUCGACGGGCCCGUCUACCACAGCGGCACGCAACUCACGCGCGGCGCGCCCUCGGAACUAAAGACCUGGAUUCGUAUCCUGCGCAGUUGGCUGGCCGGUGACCGCCGCACAGUGCUGUCCGAGAUGGAGCGCCAUAUCAACGGCUACGCAGCCAUCACCGACGCGCCAGGCUGCCAGCUGCUCCCAGAGCUGCUCGAGCUCUACCCGGACGCUAAGGUGGUCUGCACCGUUCACGCCUUUACACGCCUGUGGUUCCUCAGGCUCCUCCUCCUUCCUGUUCCUGGUAAGCGGCACUUUAUUGACUUUCUUUGGUUGCUGCGGCGGCAGUGGAGUUGUCUGUAUGCGGACGGUCGAUGCUUGGAAUCUGCCAAGGACGUCGGCGAUACCCUGCUAUGUGAGGGUGUAUACGCCAGGCAUAUCGCGUGGGUGGAAGAGAAUGUUCCUGCCGACCGGUUGGUGUUCUUUGAUGAGGUUCCGAAGGAGAUUCCGUUUCCUCAUGUUAAUGAUGCGGAGGGGAUCGCGCAGACGGGCAGGUAUUAUCUCCGACAAGCGAUGAUGCGGUGGGUAGGGAUUAUUGCGGUAGGCGCUGUUACGAUUGUAAGCUUGACGCGGUAG